Messenger RNA from Diaporthe citri, 1068 nucleotides. RefSeq lists its product as uncharacterized. The coding region runs from base 1 to 1068 and encodes 355 amino acids. The transcript has a single exon. Lineage: Eukaryota; Fungi; Ascomycota; Sordariomycetes; Diaporthales; Diaporthaceae. The record is from RefSeq and is a predicted model, not a curated record.
AUGGGAGACCCGCAGCGAGCCACCCAGUCCAUCUCCGAUGACAAGCCCCAGCUUGUCGAUGGCCACAAGGCCCAUCGCCGCUUCGGCUGGAAGAAGUGGGCGAUUGUCGCUGUCGCCGUCAUCGUAGUACUGGCACUGGCACUUGGUCUCGGGCUCGGCCUUGGGCUCCGCAACAGUGGCGGCGACGACGACGACGAUGACAAUGGGAAUGGCGGCCAGCCAACCGGCCCGGGGAACGGCACGUUCGACACCCCGACGAGCAACCUAACGCUGAACUCCCAGUGGCAGAUAGUGCUCAGCGAGACCCUCUCGGUAGACGACAACGGCAACGUCUCCCCCACCAACACAAGCAACCCACAGGUGUCCGUCUACGACAUCGACAUGUUCCUCCACCAAAACCUGACCGUCGUACGCGACCUGCAGAAGCUCAACAUGACGGUCAUCUGCUACUUCAGCGCCGGGUCCUACGAGCCGAACCGCCCCGACUCGUGGAGGUUUCAGGACGACGACAAGGGCAAGGAGCUGGACGGCUGGCCCGGCGAGUACUGGCUCAAGCUGGACAGCCAGAAUGUCCGCAACAUCAUGACGGACCGCAUCGCCAUAGCUGCCGACAUGGGCUGCAACGCCAUCGACCCGGACAACGUGGACGGCUACGACAACGAGAACGGGCUCGACCUGAGCGAGGAAGACUCGGUCAACUUCAUGCGCUUCCUGGCCAAGGAGGCCGCGGACAAGGGCAUGAUCACAGGCCUCAAGAACGCCGCCGCCAUCAUCAACAGCGUCAUCGACGUCGUGCACUUCUCAGUGAACGAACAGUGCGUGCAGUACAACGAGUGCGCAGACUUCUCUGCCUUCCCCGACAAUGACAAGCCUGUCUUCAACAUCGAGUAUCCCGCCGGUGACGGCGAGACGGACGUCAAGGCAUUCUCCACCAGCACCGUGAGCAGCAGCUGUGACAAGGGGACCAGCGACAACGGCGAGGGCUUCAACACGGUCCUCAAGUACAUGAACCUCAGUGGGUGGGUCCAGUACUGCAACGGAGACACGUACACGACCGAUGGGCAGUAG